AUGCAUCAGCAUCACUCCUCCGCGCGCCUCAGCCGCCGCAAUAGCGUCACCGCCGACGCGUUUGGCUGGAGCUUGCGAGCUAAGGCCGCCGCGCUCGACCCGCCGCCGAACGCCGCCAACCUGCGGAGCUCCAAAGCGCCGCCCAUGUCCGCCCACGACGAGCUCCAUCUCGCGCCCGCCGACGACGAGAAGCAUGCGCCGCCCGAGCCCGAGCCCGCGCAGCCUCAGCGCGAUCGCCGCGACUCGGAUGCCUGGGCCGAUCUGAAGGCGGCGCAGAUCCGCAGCGCAUGCAGGGACGCCGACGUCGACACCUUGACCCGCCUUGCAACCUCCAAGGGCGGCCUGCUCAGCGACCGCCUGCGCCGCGACGCCUGGCCGCUGCUCCUCGGCUCCCUCCCUGACACGCACAGCGACACCGACUGGAGCGACCUUCAGCCGCAUCAUGACGAGGACCAGGUCAAGCUGGACGUCAAUCGCUCCUUUGUCUACUACCCCAAGGACCAGUCGGAACAGCAGAUCGAGGAGCGCAAGGAAGAGCUAUUCGAUGUCAUUGCCCAGAUCCUGCGCCGCCAUCCCCGCUUGUGCUACUUCCAGGGCUACCAUGACAUCGUCCAGGUCUUCCUGCUGGUGCUCGGAUCCGAUCUGGCUGUGCCUGCUGUGACCCGUCUGUCGCUGCUGCGCAUCCGCGAUUUCAUGCUUCCGUCGCUCGACGCAGCCAUUGCCCAUCUGAAACUGCUCCCCUCCAUUCUCUACACCGCCGACCCAGCUCUAUACGCCCACCUGCGUCCCGCCGAGCCGUUCUUUGCCCUGGCCGCCACCAUUACAAUGUUCGCCCAUGAUAUACAGGAGUACGGCGACAUUGCGCGCCUCUUUGACUUCCUGCUGGCACGCGAGGCCGCCUUCUCGGUGUACCUCUUUGCGUCCAUCAUUCUCACCCGCAAAGACGAGCUCCUCGAAAUCUCCCCCGACGACACCGACGUCCUGCACGUCACGCUCCAGAACCUGCCCAAGCCCUUGGACCUGGAAGGCCUGAUCUCGUCGACGGUGGAGCUGUUCACCAAAACGCCCCCCGAAUCGCUCCCCUACGGCGCCUGGCGGGCAAUUUCGCCUUACAGCGUGCUCAGGACAACCCGCGAGCCGCGAGCUCUGACGACGCAGACGCUGGAGCAGGGCGAGGAGCUGUUCGCCAAGCACGAGGAGCAGAUCCGCCGCGCCAACAUUUACAAGGCCAGGGUGACCGCCAUCAAGAGGGGCCUGUGGCGGUACAGGCGCCCGGCAGGCGGUUUCGCCAUGGCCAUCGCCGUCGGCGUGCUCGCGUGGUGGCUCGGGAGAUCUGACCACGGCGCGACCUACUUGUCGACCAUUCGCCAGACGCUGUACAUUUUCUUUGGUCAGUAUCGGUAG
Lasiodiplodia theobromae is the source of this 1404-nucleotide messenger RNA. Its product is annotated as TBC domain-containing protein. The record is from RefSeq and is a predicted model, not a curated record. Gene Ontology annotation, molecular function: GTPase activator activity. Gene Ontology annotation, cellular component: endoplasmic reticulum membrane. The coding region runs from base 1 to 1404 and encodes 467 amino acids. The transcript is spliced from 4 exons. Gene Ontology annotation, biological process: positive regulation of GTPase activity; endoplasmic reticulum to Golgi vesicle-mediated transport. Lineage: Eukaryota; Fungi; Ascomycota; Dothideomycetes; Botryosphaeriales; Botryosphaeriaceae.